ACGCAGCAUCGACCUAUUUUAGUCCGACCCGUAAAUAGAUAAACAUUGUGGUCCGAUCACCGAUGCAGUUUUGCAAUCUUCUUCUGGUGUGUGGAAGUGUGAUGAACAAUGAUUUAUUACACUGAGAAAGAAAUUAAGGAAGAAAUAGAAAAGGGUAAAAUAAUUAUCCUGAGAGGGGACCAGGUCUAUGAUGUGACGGACUUCGCCGACAGACACCCAGGUGGAAAGGAAUACCUGGUCAAACAUGUUGGAAAAGAUGUUACACAACACAUGCAAAGUGAAACUUAUCACCAUCAUAGUUUAGCAGCCUAUACAAUUCUAAAGAAAUAUUGCAUUGGAAAUUUAAUGCAGAAAAAUGGGAAUCUUAGACACAGAAAUGGAACAGUGAAAAAUGGAACAGUGAAUGGCACAGCCAACGGAACAGCCAAUGGAAUUUCCCACAAGAAUGGAACCGUCCAUACAAAUGGUCACAGUGUGCACCAUGAUAAUACAUUUCCAGAUGACCCCAUUGACUGGAAUGAACCAAUACUAUUUCAAGUUCCUAAGCUAGGUGACCGUUACUUUGAGUGGGUCCAUCGGCCGGUGGACGGUCACCUGCGCCUGAUGAAGUCCGAGGUCUGUGAGUACUUUUCCCAGUGCCCCUGGUAUGUGGUGCCAUUAGUUUGGAUCCCCGUGGUUCUAUUAAUGUUGUACACCUCCUAUUCAAGUCUCCAAGAGGGACCAUGUUCCUUUGCCGUCAUCCUUACUAAAGACUAUAACUUAAGCAUUCCAGUGACUAGCUACCACAUGCCUUUACUGUUUGUGAUCGGCUUUUUGUUGUGGACGUUGGACGAGUACGUGAUUCACCGAUGGCUGUUCCAUCUAUGCCCUCCCUCCAACUACCCGGUGAUAAUGAUAUUACAUUUCCUGUUCCAUGGCCAGCAUCACAAGGCCCCCAUGGAUAAGGUGAGACUAGUGUUCCCACCCGUUCCAGCCGCUGCCCUGGGGGUGCUGGUCUACUCGGUGUACUGCCUGUUCAUGCCCCCCACCAUGGCCUUGACCGUGUUUGCGGGAAGCAUUAGUGGCUACAUUGUGUAUGACAUGAUACAUUACUAUUUACAUCAUGGAAUACCCUAUGGAAGUUAUUUCAAGUCUCUAAAAAGAUACCAUGUUAAACAUCAUUAUCAGGACCAACAAAAAGGGUUUGGUAUAUCUUCCAAAAUGUGGGAUUAUCCGUUUGGUACUCUCAUCAAGGAAUGACAUCCUGCUGAUAUCAUAAACAUGCCAUGUUCCUGUCGUAGCUGUACCGUGCAACAUACUAUGUCACACUGUGUCGUACUAUGUCAUCUGUGUCAUACUAUGUCAUACUGUGGCAUACUAUACCAUAGUAUGUUGUACUAUGUCAGAUGUAGUUCCUUCUCUGUUGUGUAUCAUUUUGAUCAAAUGUCCAAAGCAAAAGAAAUACACUUAUUGUUAAGUCGAUAAAAAAAAAUUAUAUUGUUCAUGUAUUUAAUUUUUUUUUUCCAUCUGAAAUAGUUGUUAAUUUUUUAUGCAAGGAAAUCUCCGUUUGUUUGAUGCUUUUUGUUGCUUAUAUUUGUGCUUGUUGAUUUUUUCCCUUCAAAAAUUGUUGCAAAUUUAAAAGAAAACAACAGUUUUUUUUUUUUACUGAUUGCUUGUUUUUGUCUGGAAAUUAAGAAAUAUAUUUGUUAUGACAUUUUAGAAAAAAAACUUUACCAAAUUACCGAUAGAAUAUCGCUCAAAGAAAAGUAACUCUUGCAGGCAUACAAACACCAAACCUAAAUUACCUACCUCAAAGAAAAGCUGAUCUGGGAUAUAUCAUACAACUUGUUAUUUACCUGAAUUUAUAUAUACUAAUCUUUUAACAUUCUUAUGCAGCUCUUGGAGUUGAAAGACUUGUCAAUUGAACACUGAGGCUGAUAAAUCUUGCAUUGAUAAUGUUUUGUAACAAUUUAAUCUUUAAAUAACCAUUCUCAUUUCUUUUAAAAAAUGCCCAAAAUUAAUCUAGUUGUUCUUUUUUUUUUUUUAAACAAUUUCAUGUUAUUUACCCUUCAAACAAUUCUGAUUUUUUUUUAAUUUAAAGGAAAUUCAAAUUUUAACGUUUUCCAAUCCAGUUGCACAUAUCUUGUGAUGAUCAAAUAAAAGAAGAGGACAGCUGUACUUAGAGUAGUGUUAAAGCAAAGGGCCUUUGAGAGCAUUUGUGACAAAAAGCAUUUAGUUAAUAUCUUCCUUAUGGUUGUAAAAAAAUCAAAUAAAAUUUAUUUUUUAAACACAUUUAUUUUGUGCAAAUUAUUUUUUAAAAAUCAAUAGUGCAAUUUGAAGAAUUUUUUUCUGCUAAUAUCAAAUAGAUAAAUUAAAUAAUGUAUUAAUUCUUAAUUUUUUGCAAAAUGUGAACUACAUUGAGAGAGAAACCACUUAUAUCCUUUUGUGCCUACUGUUUGAUUGCAUGGUCGAAUUUGAUGAUUAGUUCAUGAUGCAGGCAUUGGGUAUUAAAAUCAGCAUUAUUUACAGUUUAUCAAUAUUUUGCAUAAUGUAAUUAUCUCUUUUUUCAUGUAAAAUAUGUAUACUUCUUAUAUUUUAACGGCUCGUAAAAUGUUAAGAAAUGUACGCAAUAUUGUCAUGGUAUUAUGGGAGAAAAGUUUGUCACCAGAUUUUAACCUCCCAAAAAUUUUGGGGAGUUAUUAAAAAAUUGUAGUGAAAGUAUGUUAUGUUUAGAAAGAUAAUUUGAUCAUUGACAGUUCAAUUAACGUAUAUUCAAGAAAUCAAUGGACUAUAAUUCAUGUAGAACAGUUCCGUAUUGACAUAUCAUCGUUAGUAUAUAUUUAGCAGUGCUUUAGCUAGGAUUGUAAUCACAGGUGAAUUUCAUUUUUUAGUUUCCUCUUAUUCGUUGUGUUUGAUAUAUCGACUGUAGUAUUGCCUUUCAGUUCAGCUGUAGGCUUAUUUAAUCAUUAUAUAGUGCUUUAAUUUUGUCUUUAUCUAUAGUUGCUGUGUUUUAGCAGUUGAGUUUUGUUUUUUCCCUUUUCUUUUAAUCUGUAGAUCCUGAAAACCACCAUGUAAUAUUUAAUAAUUAAUGCAGCUAUUUUUUUUUCUAUAAUUAGAUGUUAAAAAUAUAUACUUAGAAAUUUGGAAAAGGGAUUUAUUUUGACAAGUAGCAUGCAGUACCAUACCUCAAUUUAUAUGAAGUUCCACACUCAAUGAAUUUUUAUGUAAGAAAUUGCCCUAAGAUAAAACUUCAGGGGAAAACUUUACAAAUUCCAGUUCUUCAAUCCAUGCAUAAAUUUAAUAUCAUCACAAAAUAUUUGAUUCGUUAAAAAUUGUUAAAUGCAUUGUUAAGCCUUGUCAAUGUAAAUUUCACCCGGGUUCUGUUAUAUUUAUUCCAUUUUAGAAAUGAGGGCUUAUUUGUUAUGGCAGAUAUAUUAGAUUUUUGUUCAGAUUAAUGAAAUAUUUUUGUCCCAUCUAUAUACUGAUAAAUCUCUGUAUGUAAUUCCUAACACAGUUAUCUAACUUUGUUUUAUCGUUUGUCCUUUAUACAUUACCUAGUUAUCUAACUUUGUUGAGUUUUUCUUGUAGCAUAAUAUAGACCACCAUAUGUAUCUUUAGUGUACAGGGUGUGAGUUUAUUUAUUAAAGAAUAUAUAUAUAUCAA
This is a messenger RNA of Saccostrea cuccullata (small rock oyster), 3642 nucleotides long. Its product is annotated as fatty acid 2-hydroxylase-like. The coding region runs from base 109 to 1239 and encodes 376 amino acids. Gene Ontology annotation, cellular component: endoplasmic reticulum; membrane. The record is from RefSeq and is a predicted model, not a curated record. Gene Ontology annotation, biological process: lipid biosynthetic process; fatty acid metabolic process. NCBI's taxonomy places the organism in Eukaryota, Metazoa, Mollusca, Bivalvia, Ostreida, Ostreidae. The transcript has 7 exons. Gene Ontology annotation, molecular function: iron ion binding; fatty acid 2-hydroxylase activity.